AUCGACAUACUCAUAUGCAUAAACUUUCACCCAUAGUUUCACAAUUUCUUCAUUCGACCGCGAUUGUUCUAUGCGCUCAACACAUGCAGUGACCCAGUAAAUCGACGCAGUUCUACGAAUCCUGCAAAGUUGUUUCGAAUAUCCGCGCAUGCACAGUGGAUUAUUGUUCAUCGAGUGGUUUGAUGAUGAAUGAUCACGCUGGAGGGCGCAGCGUCUGCCUGACCUCGCUCAGAAACUCCGACAGCGACUAUCACAACUCCGAUGCUGAUUCAGAGCCAAAGGAAAAGAGCCGGCGGAGAGCCGGUGGAAUAUUGUUCAACUUUAUUUGUGGACUCUGCAUUGUUCUCGCCUUAAUCUGCGCCGGCCUGAUCACUUUCAUUAUACUUCUGGAAGCCAGAUACGACAUCUCCGAAGCAUUUGCCGAUUCUAGUAAAAGUGACUACCUUGUCACCAUGCCACAGAACGAGACGCUGAAUGGCUUAACAUUUCGGUUGCCAAAAAAUGUAAAGCCGAUACACUAUGACUUGUACUUGUUCCCUGAUCUAUCGAAAGGAACCUUCAAGGGAAACGUUACGAUUGCAGUAGAUGUAUCAGAAAAAAGGGACUACAUUUGCCUUCAUCAGAAAGAUUUGAAUAUCAUUUCUACAAAGGUGGUCACUAUUGGCCGCGAGAAAAAUUGGGAAGUUGAAAUUCAAGAGAGUUAUGCUGUUGAAAAAUUAGAAACAUGGGUAAUCGCAUCGAAAAAAGAAAUUCAACCUGGACUUUAUAAUAUCACGUUAGAAUUUGAAGGGGCCUUGCAACCAGAUAAAAUUGUUGGCUUUUAUUCCAGUACUUACAAAGAUGAAUUAAAAAGAACAAGGGCAAUCGCUACAUCAAAAUUUGAACCCACCUAUGCAAGGCGUGCAUUUCCAUGCUUUGAUGAACCAGGAUUCAAAGCAGAGUUUUCAAUCAAAGUCGUACAGCCAGCCGGCGAUGGCUACACGUCCCUUUCUAACAUGAAUGUCCAGAGUGCUGAAGUAAACAAACCUGAGCCAGGUUUAACGACAGUUACAUUUGCCAAAAGUGUGCCAAUGUCAACUUACCUUGCUUGCUUCAUCGUAAGCGACUUUGUGGCUGUGACAGAAGAAGCCAAAGGUCUUGCAGGACGGACUUUUCCCGUAAGUGUUUAUACAACACGAGCACAGCAAUCGAAAGGUGCCUUUGCACUGGACAUUGGAGUAAAAGCUAUAGAAUACUACAUUAACUUAUUUAACAUCGACUAUCCACUGCCAAAGCUAGAUAUGGCUGCUAUUCCCGACUUUGUUUCUGGAGCGAUGGAGAAUUGGGGUCUUGUUACGUAUAGAGAAGCACGUCUCUUGUACGACAGUGCUAAGAGUUCCACAGCCAACAUGAAGAGUGUCGUCACUGUAGUGUGUCACGAAUUUGCUCACAUGUGGUUUGGUAACCUUGUGACCAUGGCAUGGUGGAAUGACUUAUGGCUUAAUGAAGGAUUUGCUACCUACAUGGAGUUUAAAAGCUCAGAUGCUAUACUUCCGGAAUGGGGCAUGAUGGAUCAGUUCUUAGUUGAUUUGGUUCACCCAGUUUUCAAAACUGAUGCCACUCUCAGUUCGCACUCAAUAGUUCAAACCGUCAGUAACCCUGACGAAAUAACAGCCAUCUUUGAUGUGAUUUCUUAUAACAAGGGUGCGUCCAUUCUACGUAUGCUCGAUAACUUUAUUGGCUCUGAUAUUUUCUACGCAGGAAUAACUAAAUACCUGAAUCAAUACGCGUAUCAAAAUGCAGAGACAUCUGAUCUCUUUUCCAUUUUGCAAAAUGCAGUUGAUUCAAGUUUGCAUAUCACAGAUAUCAUGGACACCUGGACUAGGCAAAUGGGAUUUCCUGUUGUCAAUGUCGUCAGAAAUGGCAAUGUUUAUAUAUUAACCCAGAAACGAUUCCUGGCUGAUCCUAAAGCCGCCUAUAACUCGAGUGAUUCAAAUUAUGGAUACAAAUGGACUAUUCCCAUUACCUACACAACUAGUGCGAGUUCCAAACCAACGCUGGUAUGGUUUGACAAGGAUGCCAGUAGCUUGUCUAUUACUCUUGACGAGUCAGUACAAUGGAUCAAAUUAAACAAAGAUCAAAUUGGGUAUUAUCGUGUGAAUUACGAAAAAGCUGAGUGGAUGGCACUCAGUAACGUUUUAAAAUAUAACCACAAGACAUUUUCUGCUUCGGACAGAACACAUCUACUGGAAGAUGCAUUUAGUCUAGCAGAUGCUACUGAGCUGGACUAUGCUAUAGCAAUGGACAUGACUGCAUAUCUUAUUGGUGAGACACAUUUUGUCCCGUGGAAGGUCGCUGCUUCAAAACUGAGCACCAUUAACUCUCUACUUGUCUCGACAGACCUAUCCACUCGUUUUAGAAGUUACGUAAAAAACUUGGUCAACAGCACCUACGAAGCUGUCACAUGGACAGUGGGUGUCGAUGAAAGUCAUGUCACUCUCCGUCUUCGCACCACCAUCUUAGAAAUAGCAUGCAGGGUUGGUCAUGCUGAGUGUUUGGCUGAAGCCGGAAAGCUCUUCACUAGCUGGAUAAAUGAUCCAUACGAUAAUCGCCCUCAUUCUGAUGUUCGAUCUCUGAUAUACUACUAUGGAAUGAAUUCUGUGGGUGGAGAGGCUGAAUGGAACACCAUGUUCGAUAAAUUUGUCAAUGAGACAGAUUCUACAGAAAAACUGAAACUGAUGCAUGGUUUGGCGGGAAUUAAAUCAGUUUGGAUCCUGAACAAAUUCAUUAAUCUGGCGAUCGAUGAAAAGUACGUUAGAUCUCAGGAUUAUUUUACCUGUAUUAAUAACAUUGCCGCUAAUCCUGUCGGGACGCCUCUGGUUUGGGAUUGGAUUAGAGAGAACUGGGAAAUCUUGGUCAAACGUUACACGUUAAACAACCGCUAUCUCGGACAACUGAUUCCAGGAAUUUCUAAAACUUUCGCUACUCAGCUCAAGCUCGACGAAAUGCUAGCUUUCUUUGCAAAGUAUCCGGAAGCAGGAGCCGGCGCGACUUAUAGAGCUCAAGCCUUGGAAACUAUAUCUAACAAUAUCAAAUGGCUUGAAAAUAACUCUGUCAAACUUGACUCCUGGCUGGAAUCUAAGAAAUAAUUGUAAUGAUGUGGCCCAUGUACUCGAUUUUAUUGAGGUGAUAAACUCUUCUAUGAGAGAAAUGGAUUUUUAUUGUAUGUAUACUAAAGAAAUGUGAAUCAUCAGCAGUAUACAUAAACAUUUAAUACGUGAGAAUCACAUUUGUCAUUGUUGACUAGUCUUUAUUGAAUCUGUCCACGUUUCUUUCAUGAGAACGGAUGAAAUUAAUGAUAUUACUCGUCUUG
Messenger RNA from Diprion similis, 3352 nucleotides. RefSeq names its product glutamyl aminopeptidase-like. Bases 183 to 3128 code for a protein of 981 amino acids. Lineage: Eukaryota; Metazoa; Arthropoda; Insecta; Hymenoptera; Diprionidae. Gene Ontology annotation, cellular component: cytoplasm. Gene Ontology annotation, biological process: peptide catabolic process; proteolysis. The record is from RefSeq and is a predicted model, not a curated record. Gene Ontology annotation, molecular function: metalloaminopeptidase activity; zinc ion binding; peptide binding. The transcript is spliced from 15 exons.